Silurus meridionalis is the source of this 942-nucleotide messenger RNA. RefSeq names its product nischarin-like. The transcript has 3 exons. Lineage: Eukaryota; Metazoa; Chordata; Actinopteri; Siluriformes; Siluridae. The record is from RefSeq and is a predicted model, not a curated record. The coding region runs from base 99 to 812 and encodes 237 amino acids.
CUCUUUGAGAGGAAUCGUUCUUCUGAGUCACAUUAAAGACUCGUUUAGAAUCAAGGAAUCGUUCAUAACCGACUCAUCACUACUCUGCAUCAUCAGUAAUGAGCUCCGGGAGAAACUCCGUGUUCCAGGUGGAGGAUGAAGACCCUCUGCCGGGAUGGAGCGACUGUAAGACCCCUGUAACGCUCCAUCAACACUUUAAUCUCAUAAGGAGCACGAGACUGAGAGGAACCACCACAUCCAGAGUCCACCCACAUCCAGCUCAAGUUCCAGCUGUGGAGGAGAAACCAGCUGCAGCUCAAGUUCCAGCUGUGGAGGAGAAACCAGCUGCAGCUCAAGUUCCAGCUGUGGAGGAGAAACCAGCUGCAGCUCAAGUUCCAGCUGUGGAGGAGAAACCAGCUGCAGCUCAAGUUCCAGCUGUGGAGGAGAAACCAGCACAAGUUCAAAAUUCAGUUAAAGCUCCUUCAGCAUCUGUCCAGCCGCAUGCAGAAGGUACAUACUUGGACUGUGCUACAGAAGAACACACACACACACACAUCCACCAUGCAAAGAGAAAAAGGUACACACACUCCUACACUUCCACAGAGUCAGUGUGUGGAAUGAAGCUAAUUGCUGUUCUCUUUAGCCUACAGAUGUGGAAACUAUCUGAGAAGGUUCCAGGCAGAACUGGACGGGGACAAAAAAUCAGCCCUGGCGUUUUGGUCCAGAUCGGCCCACUACAUACGAUCACAAACACUACUCAUCUUUGCACACCCUUAAAUAUGUAUAUAAACUCCUAUUCCAUAAAAGCACUAAAGCCCUAUAAUAACAGGUAGAAAAGAGUGAGAAUUUACACAUUAAAAAUGUAUUUAAAAAAAUGUGUAAAUUAUUAAUACAAUAAAACUCUAAUCCACACUGAUUCAAUUCAAUUUUAUUUGUAUUGCGUUUUUAUCAAUGAACAUUGUC